AUCAGUAUCUUCAUGACCCACUUGUCUAACUACGGGAAUGACCGACUGGGGUUAUACACAUUUGUCAAUCUGGCCAGUUUUGUUCAAAGCUGGACCAACCUGAAGCUGCAGACACUACGUCCAAUUCAGUUGGCUCACAAAUAUUUUGAGCUCUUUCCAGAACAGAAGGACCCACUCUGGCAGAAUCCAUGUGAUGACAGACGCCAUCGUGAUAUCUGGUCUAGAGACAAAACCUGCGGCCACCUACCAAAAUUUCUUGUGAUUGGACCCCAGAAAACAGGAACAACAGCACUCUAUUUAUUUCUCCUUAUGCAUCCCUCCAUAAUUAGUAAUCUUCCUAACCCAAAAACCUUUGAGGAAGUUCAGUUCUUUAAUGGAAACAACUAUCAUAAGGGAAUUGAUUGGUAUAUGAAUUUUUUCCCUACCCCUUUAAAUAUCACUGCUGAUGUUUUGUUUGAGAAAAGUGCCAGCUAUUUCCAUUCUGAAGAUGCUCCUAAACGUGCAGCGUCCUUGAUACCCAAAGCAAAAAUCAUCACCAUCCUCAUUGAUCCAUCCGACAGAGCCUAUUCAUGGUAUCAGCAUCAGCGUUCUCAUGAGGACUCUACUGCUCUCAAGUUCAAUUUCUAUGAAGUAAUUGCUUCAAAUGAUGGGGCACCAUCUGAACUAAAGGGCUUACAGAAGAAAUGUUUGAUUCCUGGCUGGUAUGCUGUCCACAUAGAAAGAUGGCUAAAAUAUUUCCCCUCUUCCCAGUUGUUAAUUAUUGAUGGACAGCAAUUAAGAAGUGAUCCAGCAGCCACCAUGGAUGGAGUUCAGAAGUUUCUGAGCGUUGCUCCUCAUUAUAAUUAUUCCGAUGCAUUAACGUUUGAUCCUCAGAAAGGAUUUUGGUGCCAGCUGCUGGACGGAGGAAAAAUAAAAUGUUUGGGGAAAAGUAAAGGCCGAAAAUACCCUCCCAUGGAUCAAGAGUCUAGGGCAUUCCUUUCAAAUUACUACAGAGAUCACAACGUGGAACUGUCCAAAUUGUUACACAGACUGGGACAACCUUUGCCAUCUUGGCUAAGACAAGAGCUCCAGAAACUGAGAUAGCACAGAACACAAGUGAAACCACUUUGAUCACUUCCUGGUUCACUCUCAGCUAUCAAUGGAAGAUAUCAUGAUGUUAAGGAUAUUUUUUUUAAAAAGAAAAAAAAAGCUGCACCAAAAACAAGCAAAUAAAACAAUCAGAGCUUUGAAGUAUUAUCCUUUAUCCAUUAUGGGGUUCACAUAUAUUCUGCAUACCCUGAAACUGUACAUAUAUGACUAUAUGACCUAGAGUUAUCACCAUAUAUGGCAAAUUACAGUCUGACAGGACGAAGAAUGGAUGCAUCUCACCGUGGAUUGCAAGUGCAUCCUUCCCAUGCAGUUUCAAAAAUGUGGAUUCCAGGACUUGACGUUUCCCAGUGUUACUUCAUCUGCAAUGACGAAUAAAGAUUCGCAAGUGGCUACAAUUGUCCUAUCUGCAGAAGCUGGAUUUUGUAAACCUAGACCCAGAGACAGAAAAUAUAGUCUUCCCACUGGAAACUUAAUUCUGAUACUUUC
Molecule: messenger RNA, 1575 nt
Organism: Thamnophis sirtalis
Lineage: Eukaryota; Metazoa; Chordata; Lepidosauria; Squamata; Natricidae
Source: RefSeq, a predicted model, not a curated record